AUGAGCACCGGCUGGACCUAUCGAGUCCACAACGUGCGAGCAUUUUCACGGCCGGAAAUGGAAAACGCGGAGAGCCGAAGGCAAAAGCGGAGCUUUGGUAAGGAGAGAUGGAGCGAUACGACAGAGAGGAUUCGGGAGAGGCGAUUGGCAAUGGGCUGCCAAGAUGUGUCUUCUCUGAUAUUUGAGGCUUCCGCGCGCUGGCAAGGACUCCUGACCGGUAGGAACGGAAAAUUGCGCGCGCAGAAGCAGCAAGAAGCCUCACUACUGCAGAGCCCAUGCAACUGCGUACAGCGGACAACAUUCCUGCGGGCAACGGCUGAGGUCGCUAACAAAGGAUCCAUGGCUAAAGAGGUCGCGAGCUCUGAGAUUUGUAACCCAACGCUUUGGUUCAUGCAGGUGUCGUCUGAGACGAGGCAUGUACUGGCUCAAGUCUGGUUGAGACGGAAGUUCGACGUUGCUCGACGGAUGGUCGAUGUUUCACCGCGUCGGCCAACAGGAGGGUUCCUGAUGGAGCGUGCGGCGAAGCCCCGAGAUAGCAUUUGCCAAGCGGCGAUCCAGGGGCAUUGCUUGCAUGAGUGCAUGAGGAUGGCUGAGUUCGUAUUUGGCUCCAGAGUAAAGAAAUGUUUUCUUUGCAAGCGCCGCGAUUUUAUCCGCCGUCUCUGGUUUGUCCAGCCACAGCGGAUUGCGCUCCGUUACAUGGUUGCACUGGCACUUCGACAGCAGCGGGCAUUCAUCGACGCUGAGCACGGUGCGUUCAGGUCCGUCGACUUUGGGUAG
Molecule: messenger RNA, 777 nt
Organism: Mytilinidion resinicola
Lineage: Eukaryota; Fungi; Ascomycota; Dothideomycetes; Mytilinidiales; Mytilinidiaceae
Exons: 2
Coding region: 1-777 (258 amino acids)
Source: RefSeq, a predicted model, not a curated record